CUGUUCCUGCUGAUUGGCCCAAAGUUUGUGAGAGGUGUUUUGCGGCAACGGCAGUAUGAUGGUCCCAUAAAUGAAAAGGCUCAGAGGAGUCUGCGCGCCGACUCAGUGACCAGAGGCACCAAGACCCUCCAGCUGAGAGGAGAGACCCCCCGACACGACCCGGUCCCCUCACCUGUCUCAGCAGCCAUGCUUGCUGCAUGCUUGGAGUUCGUCGGCCUGGCGCUGUGCCUCACGGGCACCCUGCUGGUGAUGGUCGCCUGCGGGCUGCCCAUGUGGAAGGUGACCGCGUUCAUCGACUCCAACAUCGUGGUGGCACAGACCAUCUGGGACGGCCUGUGGAUGUCCUGCGUGGUCCAGAGCACCGGGCAGAUGCAGUGCAAGGUCCACGACUCGGUCCUGUCCCUGACGCAGGACCUGCAGACGGCCCGGGCGCUCACGGUCAUCUCCGCCGUGCUGGCGGUCAUCGCGCUCACGGUGACGGUGGCCGGGGCGCAGUGCACCAACUGCCUCCGGGAGGAGACCGUGAAGGCGAAGGUGGUGAACACCGGGGGGGUCCUGUACAUCCUCAGCGGCCUGUUCGUGCUGGUGCCGCUCUGCUGGAUGGCCAACAGCAUCAUCGUGGACUUCUACGACCCGCAGGUGCCUCCGUCCAAGAAGCGGGAGAUCGGGGCGGCGAUCUACAUCGGCUGGGCGGCCACCGCGCUGCUGCUGCUCGGCGGCACCCUGCUGUGCUGCUCCUUCUCCCGGGCGGUGAGGGGCGCGUAUCCCAUCAAAUACGCGCCCACCAAGAGCAUCACAGUGAAUAGCGACUUUGACAAGAAGCAUUAUGUGUAAAAGUCGAAGUUUCACAUUGGGGACCUCUUGUUUUCGGGCUGAGCUGGGACAUUUUUCUGCUGUUCAAGUCCGAGGUGAUGCGUGCCAAAGCCAGUGGUGUAUAAAGUACUUGAAAGCCAUACUUGAGUAAAAGUACAGAUAUCUGACCUGAGAGUGACUUCGGUAAAAGUAAGAGUCACCCGUCAGAAAAUGACCUGAGUAAAAGUCUUAAAGUAGCUCAUAUUAAAAGUACUUAAGUAUCAAAGUAUCUGGUGUUGAAAUGUACUUAAGUAUCAAAAGUAAAAGUACAAGUACCAAAAUUAAAAAGUGCUUUUUAUAGUAGUCCUAUACAGACACAAAACAACCCAAAAUGUUUCUCCUCAAGAUUUAUCUCAACUGACUGAAAAAUUAUAACAACAAUAUGAAUAUAAUGUAUAAUUUUACUAAUUUUGAACCCUAGAUGAGAGAGAGAGAGAGAGAACCUCCGCUGCUCAAGUAACGAGCCAGUUUGAGAUUUUUUUGUUCAAAUGUAACGAGUAAAAGUAAAAAGUCAUCAGGAAAAUAAAUACUCAGGUAAAGUACUGAUAUGUGAAAAAUCUACUUAAAUACAGUGGAAGUAGAAAUACUUUGUUACUUCCCACCACUGGCCAAAGCGCAGGGUAAUACUGGGGUGACGCCCAUGUGAUGCUCUACAGACGUUAAAAGCACAUUGUGACUGUAACUCUUGUACUAUGCAUGAUCUGAAUGUCAUUUCUCUGGAGGUUUUUUUCCUGUAGCAGAAGUUGUUGGUGCUGCGAGUGUUGUAAUCAGGUCAGGGUGCAGGUUGGGUCAAGUGUGGACCCUCAGCUGAAUAUCUGCACAGCUUCAUUGUAAAUAUAGUUUGUUCUUCCUCUGGACUAGUUUGGCUCAGUUCCCACAGUGGACAUGCAGCAGACAGUGGAGCCCAUCAGACCGACGUGCACUCAUGUUGUGAUCAGAGGAGGGAAUUUGCAUUUGAAUACAUGUACAGUGUUUUGACCUUCAUGUCUUUUUUCAAGUCUCUCAAUAGACACAUUUUCUAAUAAAAACAUGUAACUGUC
Molecule: messenger RNA, 1892 nt
Organism: Limanda limanda (common dab)
Lineage: Eukaryota; Metazoa; Chordata; Actinopteri; Pleuronectiformes; Pleuronectidae
Gene: cldn5b
Product: claudin 5b
Exons: 1
Coding region: 187-834 (215 amino acids)
Biological process (GO): cell adhesion; bicellular tight junction assembly
Cellular component (GO): plasma membrane; bicellular tight junction
Molecular function (GO): structural molecule activity
Source: RefSeq, a predicted model, not a curated record